Leucoraja erinaceus (little skate) is the source of this 3911-nucleotide messenger RNA. RefSeq names its product prolactin-releasing peptide receptor-like. Gene Ontology annotation, biological process: G protein-coupled receptor signaling pathway. Gene Ontology annotation, cellular component: plasma membrane; neuron projection. The record is from RefSeq and is a predicted model, not a curated record. Lineage: Eukaryota; Metazoa; Chordata; Chondrichthyes; Rajiformes; Rajidae. The coding region runs from base 1040 to 2107 and encodes 355 amino acids. Gene Ontology annotation, molecular function: neuropeptide Y receptor activity; neuropeptide binding. The transcript is spliced from 2 exons.
AUGUGGUGCGAUUCAGAGGCAGCGGAGGUGCGGCGGGACCCCUCGGUGUCUGGAGCCCAGUCUGGAGGUGGCCGGGUUAGCGAUGGGAUCCGCAGACGCUGCCUGGUCGACUGAGUCCCUCCAGCUGUGUUUUUUCUGUUGCACACCUGCGGUCUCUGGUGUCUCUGGCUCAGGCACGAGAUCGAUAUAUUUUUCAAUGGGAACGCGGAGCAGACAAGAAAAUUGAUGUAACCGGAUCACAGAUACCGUAGCCUUUAUGUUCUUCACCAUUCUUCCGUGUUGGAUGUUCAUCCAGAAGGAAUAUACAUCUCAGGUGGGACUGACACCUUGAAGCAUGUCUACAGACACUACCCCCGCCUCUUUCCACCCGCGGUCUUGAUAUUCCAAUGGUUUGAUUUUUCACUGCGAAAACUAUUUCCCCAAUAUAAUUCGGCUGACGAUAGACAAGGAAUCGUGCUGUUGAACCAAAGUUAGAAGUUAAACGUGAACACAUAUUUUUUCUUUUGAUUCACCAGCUUGAAAGCAUGAUUGAGAAUGUCAUCGCUCAAAAUCUAAUCGAGGUAAAACACACAAACUGGGGCUGCGCAGCACAGUGCGAACAUGGACAAAGUCAAGCAACGUAACUGGAGGCGAUCGACACGGUGUCAAGGAACUGACAGAGAGUAUGGAUCGGCAGAAAGAGAGAAUUGAAUGCUGUAUCGGAGAGAGUCACUUCCACUGAACGUGCUUUGACUGGGGGUUUUACUAAGAGGAAGGAACCAGCCAGUAUAAGCGCAAGUAAGAGAACUCGAACACCUAUUUUAAUAUGUAGGAAGGAACUGCGGAUGCUGGGCUCCACCGAAGGUAGACACAAAAAGCUGAAGUAACUCAGCGGGACAGGCAGCGUCUCUGGAGAGAAGGAAUGAGCGGCGUUUCGGGUCGAGACCCUUCUUCAGACCUAUUUUAAUGUUCCUGCACUGUAUCCUGCCGAGAAGAAAUUUCGAAACAAAAUCGCAGGGGUUUGUGACUUGGAAAUUCAGAGCAGUUUCGAGCUGAGACCAUGGAGGAGCGGACGCCGGGUUCGGAGAGCUGGCUGGACGGAGCGGAGAACCUCACUACCCGGGAGAUGCUGCUGGAGGAACUGGGGAACCUGUCGGCGCAGUUUCAGGGCAUCCAGCUCAUCCAGUCCUUCAAACCCCUCAUCAUCCCCUGCUACGCCCUGGUGGUCUUCAUCGGCAUCUUCGGCAACUACUUACUCAUCUACGUGAUCUGCAAGACCAAGAGAAUGCACAACAUCACCAACUUCCUACUGGGCAACCUGGCCUUCUCCGACAUGCUGAUGUGCGCCACUUGUGUGCCCUUCACCCUGGCUUAUGCCUUCGAGCCGCGGGGUUGGAUCUACGGCCGCUUCCUCUGCUACUUCGUGUUCCUGAUGCAGCCGGUCACAGUGUGCGUGUCGGUCUUCACUCUGACUGUGAUAGCCGUGGACCGUUACCGUGCCACGGUGUACCCUCUAAAGAGGAGGCUCGCCAUCCCCAGCUGCGCCUACCUGCUGGGGGCUAUCUGGCUGCUCGCUUGCCUGCUCGCCGCCCCGGCCUUGGUCCACACUUACUAUGUGGAGUUCCCCCACCAGGGACUCACCAUCUGCGAGGAAUUCUGGAUGGGGAUGGGAAGGCGCCGCCUCCUGUACGCUUACAGCACCCUGGCCGUCACCUAUCUGCUGCCCUUCACGCUUAUCUCGCUGUCCUACCUGCGUAUCUCGGUCAAGCUGAAGAACCGUGUGGUCCCCGGUAACACCACCCAGAGUCAAGCCGAGUGGGACCGGACGAGGCGCAGGAAGACUUUCCGUCUGCUAGUGCUGGUGGUGGCCGUGUUCGGUCUGUGCUGGCUCCCUCUGCACCUCUUCAACCUGAUCAAAGACAUGGACAUCAACCUGAUCGACAAGCAGUACUUCAACCUGAUCCAGUUGCUAUGCCACUGGCUGGCGAUGAGCUCCGCCUGUUACAACGCCUUCAUCUACGCCUGGCUCCACGACAGUUUCAGAGGGGAACUCAAGAAGAUGUUCUGCUGGCGGAACCACAAGGUGGCUCCGACGGUUCACUGCGUGAUGGCCAGUGAGGUCUUGUAAAUAAACCCAGCGCUCGGCUCGACGAUCAACUAAAAGCGCUGGAAACACUCAGAGGGCCAGGCAGCAUCUGUAGAAAGAGAAAGAGAGAGAGAGAGAAACUGCUGUGAUUUUGAGCUGCCGCUCCCUCACAACGCUAGAGACCAGGGUUCGAUCCGGACUUUAAACUAGAGAUAGAGAGGUAAUAGGCCCUUCGUCACCGAAUUUCCCCGUACACUAACACUAUCCUCCACUAGGGACAUUUUUUUACCGAAGCCAAUUAACCGACAAACAUACAGUGUGGGAAGAAACCAGAGUACCAGGAGGAAACCCAUGCGGUCACAGAGAGAACGAACAGACCUUGUACAGACAGUACCCAUAGUCAGGAUCGAACCCGGGUCUCUGGCACUGUGCCUGAACUCGGGUUAUAUCGAUGUCGAGUUUUCACGUUCUCACUGUGUCCGCGUGGGUUUCCUCCGGGUGCGACGGUUACCUCCCCAUCCCAAAGACGUGUAAAUUGUAAGUUACUUGGCCUCUGUAAAUCGCCUCGAGUGGGUAGGGGGAGGAUGAGAAUCUGGGAUAAUAUUGAACGGGUGAUGGGUGGUCGGCGUGGACUCGGUGGGCCGAAGGGCCUCUUUCCGUGCUGUAUCUCGAAAACUAAACACAACUCAGUUGGUCAGUCUGAGGAAGAGUCCCGUCGUCAAUCGUCUCUUUCCCUCAACAGUGACAGAUGCCGCUUGACCCGCUGAGUUCCUACAACUUGUGUGUGGAAAGGGACACUGAUGGACAUUUCAAGUUCUCCAGGACACUUCUCCGGGAUGUCUAUCUCUGCUUCUCCUUCCACAGAUCCCGAAUAUUGCCAUCAAUUUUCAUCUUUUAUUUCGGGAUAGGGUUUCCUCGUGUUUCCCGUGCAUCCUCUCCGUCGUGUGCUUGUGUGUGUGUGUACACAUAUCGACGUGGCACAUCAGUCUGUGGAAGGGCCGGGGAAGGGCCGCAAGAUCACGAGAUAAAUGUCGUAAUAUUGAGCGUGGUGGGGGAAGCAUAGAAACAUAUAAUAACAUAUAAAAUUCUUAAGGGAUUGGACAGGCUAGAUGCAGGAGAAAUGUUCCCGAUGUUGGGGGAGUCCAGAACUAGGGGUCACAGUUUAAGAAUAAGGGGUAGGUAGGCCAUUUAGUACUGAGAUGGGGGAAAACUUUUUCACCCAGAGUUGUGAAUCUGGAAUUCUCUGCCACAGAAGGCAGUGGGGGCCAAUGCACUGGAUGUUUUCAAGAGAUAGUUCGAUUUAGCCCUUGGGGGCCAAAGGAAUCAAUGGAUAUUGGUACGGCGUACUGAUUUUAGAUGAUCAGCCAUGAUCAUAUUGAAUGGCGGCGCUGGUUCGAAGGGCCGAAUGUUUCUAUGUUCUAUGGAGCAGUCUUCACCGUUUGAAACCCCAAGAGUACCCUUCCUACUCGUUUGGGUCCAACUCUCGGCUUUAAAAAAAUAACUCAAACAAAGAUUGUGAAUACAGUAUCUCCGCGUUGUCAUGUCCCAGAUUUUGUGGUGUGCGUUCUAGAUUCACAGCAGCCGUUGCAAUUCUUGAAGGGAAAGUAAACAGUGUAAAACACAAUUUGUAUUUAUAAACCGCGAACAAAAAUCUGUUAUAAAAGUAUUAAACUUCUUUUGUGAACUGCAGGGCGGUGUAAGUAUUAAUUUCGUCGAUUUUUAUUAUAUAACAUAGUUCAUCAGCGGAGCUGUUAUGGUUUCAGUCGGAGCUACAGUGGAACUUGUUAUAUAUCAAGAUUGAUUCACUCAUAGACGAGUUUCAGCGCGACCCGACCCCACUUGACGC